This is a messenger RNA of Suillus paluster, 894 nucleotides long. RefSeq names its product SCO1/SenC-domain-containing protein. The transcript has 4 exons. Lineage: Eukaryota; Fungi; Basidiomycota; Agaricomycetes; Boletales; Suillaceae. Gene Ontology annotation, biological process: intracellular copper ion homeostasis; mitochondrial respiratory chain complex IV assembly. Gene Ontology annotation, molecular function: copper ion binding; copper chaperone activity. Bases 44 to 835 code for a protein of 263 amino acids. Gene Ontology annotation, cellular component: mitochondrial inner membrane. The record is from RefSeq and is a predicted model, not a curated record.
CACUAAUUAGUAUCAUAGACUGCUUUUGGAACGCGACUGUACAAUGUUGUCCAAGCAUUUUCAGUCACUGCGGCCUUGUUUAUCAGGUCGCAGCACUCGGUCCCUCCUCGUGCGUUCUAACGCAGCAAAAACACUCGACAGGCGUCGUUAUGUUACGUCGGGAGCCCGGGAUAGGGCCACCGUCGGGGUAUUUACGCCGAAAGCUGCAGCGCUAUUCGUUGCAACCGGCGUUGGUCUAUUCUACUACUUUCGCUACGAGAAGCAAAAGCUUCUCGAACAACGUCAAAAGGAACUUGAAUCCCGAAGCGUCGGACGAGCUCACGUCGGCGGUCCGUUCACACUAACGACUCACGAGAACACGCCCUUCUCUGAUAAAGACCUCCUUGGUCGAUGGAAUUUCGUCUACUUCGGGUUCACCAACUGUCCCGACAUAUGUCCUGCCGAACUCGACAAGAUCGGCGCAGUCUUGACGCCUCUAGAGAAGGACUACGGGGCAAUUUUCCAGCCCGUGUUCAUCUCUGUCGACCCUGCACGCGACUCGGUUGCUCAAAUGAAGACGUAUCUUGCUGAUUUUCACCCUCGUAUCAUCGGUCUCACGGGCGACUACGCAACCGUGAAAUCGACAUGCAAAGCUUACCGUGUCUACUUCUCGACCCCGCCUGACGCAGAUCCCAAGGGUGACUACCUCGUCGACCAUUCAAUAUACGUGUACCUCAUGGAUCCGAACGGGCAGUUUGUAGAGGCGUUUGGGCAGAGUAGUACGUCAGACGAAGUCGUCGAGCGGGUCAAGAAGGAGAUCUUGGAGUAUGAAAAGGAGACGGGGAGGAUAGUGUAGAAGGCUCGAGGACUCCAGCAGACAUAGCAUUUGAAUUCAGGCAUAUCACACCACUCUCU